This is a messenger RNA of Westerdykella ornata, 1572 nucleotides long. RefSeq lists its product as uncharacterized. The coding region runs from base 1 to 1572 and encodes 523 amino acids. NCBI's taxonomy places the organism in Eukaryota, Fungi, Ascomycota, Dothideomycetes, Pleosporales, Sporormiaceae. The transcript has a single exon. The record is from RefSeq and is a predicted model, not a curated record.
AUGUUUCACGCCCUGGUCUGCGUGCCCCCUCGUCCCAGCUCAAACCCGUCUUCCGAAGGCUCGACAUCGUCCUGCUCAUCGGUAUACUCCGCACCUACUUCCACCUCCCCACGAUUCGUCUUCAUCCGCAGGAAACUGCACUCAGGACGCGGCGAGAGAGGCGGAAUAGGUUGGACUCUACGGGGUGGGAGAGUUAUACCCUGGGAAAGCGAGAAGAAAAUGCCCAGGCUCAUGAGCAGGACGGGCUUAUUCAAGAGAGCUGGAACUCACGUCAGGCUGUUGGAAGAAAAGCACACCGAAACCGGUGACGAAGGGGGUGACGCAUAUGAGGAACGCUGCCGUGGGAUUAACGAAGUUGAAUGUCAGGCUCUGCAGAAGGCUAUCGUCGAAGCAAGAGUGGAUGAUGAGUGCGGCGGAGACUCGGAAUCAGCGUAUUCACGCCCCUCGCAUGAAUGCGAGACGAACGUCAACUUGGAGAAGACGCUCACUGACUCGGGAUUUGUCCCUGGGAAAACCAAACGACAUUUCAGAAUGUGCAAAGGCCUUGUCGGAUACGGCAAGGGGAAGAUUGUCCAUUUGACCUCUUCCUGCCCGAACGGUACGCGCUCACCAGUCGAGAAACUGAAAGCUCUAAGGUCGACAUGUGCAUCCGCCGGCCUCAAAGCUCUUGGGAAGGGUAAAAGAGCGACCAAACUCAUACUUGGAGUAAAUUCUCGGGAAAACGACAACAACGCAGAUGACACAGGCCGCGAACCAGCGUCCACAACCCGCCGCUUCACCAUCUUCAAAUCCGCCGCCCUAGGCCGUCCCGAACCCCACGAACGUUUCCCCAUCCUGCCGAAGCAACUAGGAGGGAAGACUUUGCACUUACCACGCCGAUUCACACAAACGCGGCGCGAUUCGCGUAGACGGGUGGAACCACUUUCUCCUCGCGUAUCCAGGACGGUGACACUGGCGAUUGCGCUGAGUCUUAGUAUUGGGACGGAAGGUGCAGCUCCGAAAGUUUGGAUCCUGAACUCCACGCUCAAGGGGACACUGUCUCCUAGGAAUAACCCUCACAGCACCAUGGAUGACUGGGUCGUCGAAUCCACGCAUACCGGGGGAACACCACCAGUAGAUCAUCUCUCCAGCCCCCGCGACAGACUCAGUCUCCCUCCAUGCACCUACUGCAAAGGCUCCACUUCAUCCGCCAAAGACGAUGCAUCAUUCACCACAUCCGCACCGACCGAGGUGACCGUCACGGGCGCCAGCCAGACCACCGUCGCCAAGUUUAACCUCAACAGGGAUGCGGACGUGAAUGACGACAAUGCGGAUACGGCCACUACCAUUUCCAGCUGCACCACUCACAGUUCCUCCCAAUCCUUCUCUACUGCUACUCCUGUAGAUUCGUCAGCGUCACAGCUCUCUGGUCCUGUCAGUCCUUCUCUCGACGGUGUCGACUGUAAUGACCUGGAAGACAAAUGUCAAGUACCGCCACUCGAGCACUACUGCCUUGAGGAAGCGAGACGGGAGGAGGAGUAUAUCGGUGGCGCCAUCGCCCUCUUCCCGUCAAUCAGCCCAUAUCUAAGGUAG